This is a messenger RNA of Leptonychotes weddellii (Weddell seal), 1131 nucleotides long. Lineage: Eukaryota; Metazoa; Chordata; Mammalia; Carnivora; Phocidae. The record is from RefSeq and is a predicted model, not a curated record.
AAGCGACAGCACACUCUGCUGCACAAGGUGAACGGGGCCCUGAUGCUGAUCAGCUUCCUCUGCUGCCGGGUGCUGCUCUUCCCCUACCUGUACUGGGCCUACGGGCGCCACGCCGGCCUGCCGCUGCUCGCCGUGCCCCUCGCCAUCCCGGCCCACGUCAACCUGGGCGCCGCGCUGCUCCUGGCCCCCCAGCUCUACUGGUUCUUCCUCAUCUGCCGCGGGGCCUGCCGCCUCUUCCGGCCCCGGGGCUCCACGCCGCCCUCUCCUUGUCAGACCCAGGACUGAGGGUGGGGCCGGGGGACCCUCCACCCCCCCCCUCCCCAUACCUUGGGGACGGGGCUCUGGGGCUGCCCGGCAGGAGGUGGGAGCCAGGGCCCUCUUGCCCUGGCGGCCCCAGGACCGACAACAGGUGCACUGCAAAGGGGCGGGACAUCUCUGCUCCCGGGCUGAGGGGCAGGGAGCCGGUGAAAGGCAGGGAGGGGGUGCCUCUUCUCCCAGCAGUGCCUGAGCUGAAGGUAGCGAACCCCUUCCUGCGCACCCCUUCUCCCAUCACCAACCCUGGGGCCCUGGGGAUGCAAAGGACAGAGGAAAGGGGCAUCACUUCCCAUCCACUGAGGGCUAGACGGCCAUGGGGAAACUGACUCAAGGGGACCAGGACUCCGAGGAUGUGGGGGAGGCCCUGCUGCCAAGGCCAUCCCAGCCUGUUCCCCUGCUGCAGACUCCCCUCGGUUCCGCACCAUCUGAGAGGGAGGGGAUACCCUAACUAACCCUCCCCCCCCCCGCCCCCGCAGGCCUUGCUUGGGGCUAGCUGCCUCCACUGCUCCUCUCUCUCAGGGAGGCCAGCCUGAGGGAUCUUAUUUAUUUUAUUUAUUCGCCCAAAUCCAUACUAGUCUGUGGGGGUGGGGGGAGGGAGGUGGCUGCUACCCCCAACCUUCCCAGUGCUGAGCAAUCCCGGGGGCAGGUGAGGGGGCACCCCGUCCCUUCCCCACUAGGCUGCACAUCUUGCCCUCGGGCCCCGGCAUGUCCCUGGUGCUACAGACCUCUCAAGGCUUCCUCCAGUCUGGGGUCAGGGGACCCUGGGAGGUGCUUUCCAGACCGCUAAUAAAGACGAUCUGAUCUGCGUGAACGCCA